AUGCCGCGCUUUCCCGUCAACUUCCGCCGGAAGUCAACCACGGCGGAGGACUCUAAUACCGCACCAGCAGGGCCUUCUUUCCGCGUUCUGGAACGACCAGACUCGGGCGCUGGCAAGUCAUUCGAGCACGCGCCGAGGAUGGGCAAUGGCAAAAUUGCCAAUGCGAGCGUUGCCGAAUUGUCAAUGGAGGACAACAUCUUUGCAGGCCUAAAGAACAACCGGAGCAGUGGCGGCUCCAACACUACCAAGACAGCCUCGGACAAUUCUUCUCGACACAGCAACGCAUCGACCACGCCGUCAUCGACUGAUAACGGCGUUCCAGCAGAUGACGGAAGAGUGCCGGGACGCAAACCCGUUCCCGUGCACUUGUCAGACAGCCAAGCUCCUCCGCGCAACUCUGGCGGCUUCCUCAGAAACGCAGGCAGAACAUUCUCGUUCGGCAGUUCUAAAAAGAGUUCGCUGCCCCCCAUCCCCGCCGAAGAGCCAGUGCCCCGAAUCCCCAGCGAAUACGCAGGAUCGCCAUCCACACCAGUUGGCCGCGCCCGAGCUGAGACCGCAUCCACCAUAACCACCGCAACACCUCCGCAGGUCGAAGACCGUGACUUCAUGUUGGACCUGGGUGGCGACUUGAGCACAAUGCUCUCCAAGUUUGAUAAGCGCUCAAGUAUCAUGUCCUUGAAGGACCGCAACUUCUUGGGCGGACGCGGGAAGCAGCCUUCGCCAUUGCACCUUGAUAAAGGCGUUGCUGUUGAGCCGCCGCCGAAGUCGUGGAACAGUCAGACAUCCCACGACGGCCUGCUAGGCUCAGGGCGACUCACUUCGCCGCGAAACAUCGACUCGAUGGCGCCUCCGCCUGUUCCCAAGCACACCAUCGGCAGAGCUGCCGAGAGAGCCGAGGCCGAAGACACUUUCAUGGAAGAUAGCCUGGCUGCUCGGCAGUACCUGUCGAGUGCUUCGGCGCGGCCCCGCACACAACCUCAGGAGUCUUACAAGCCAGAAUUUGAGGCCAACGACGAGAACAUGUUCGCCACUUCCUCUGGACGCCAGAACAAACCGGCCUCCCGACUACCUCGCUCGUUCACGCAACCGCAAAUGCCAACUCAAAGCAAGGUCAUGACAAAUGAACAAUUCGAGAAGUAUAGGCAGGACAAAGUGAGGCAGGAGCGCAUGGGUGUUGCAGACAAGGAUGAGUCUGAUAAAGAAGACGACGAGAACUACGACGAUGAUGAGGACGAGGCAGAGCGCUCAGCCCAAGCCGCAAAGCAGCGACGGAAGCAGGAGGCACACAUGGCAGUUUAUCGACAACAGAUGAUGAAAGUCACCGGCGACAAUGCCGCAAGCGGUCCUCGGCCAAGUAUCCAGAUGUCCAUGAGCACACCAAACCUCGCACUCGGCGUCAACACUACGGCUCCUCCCGCGGUUACCCCCACGUCCGAUGGGUCGGAGUCAGAUGAAGAAGUACCCCUGGCGAUUCUUGCUGCACAUGGAUUCCCAAAUAAGAACCGGCCUCCCACACGUCUCACCACGGUCGGCUCGAAUCCCAACCUCCGUGCAUCCGUUGCGCCCUCAUACUCGGUCGGCGGCGGAGGGCCCGGCUCGGUCGUUGGAGAGAGUGGCCCCAAGGGUCCCUUGCCUCCCUUCGCCAGGAAACUGCCCCAAGACCCAUACCUUGGUGCUGGCCUUAUUAACCAACCGCCACGGGAGUCAUUCGCUCUGGGAGGGGGUGCGCCCCUUCGGGAACAGCAACCACGAGCUCUCCCAGUCGGUGGCUUAGUCGGAGUCAUCGCAAACGAGGAGCGCUCUCGUGCGAUGCGGCGUGGAAGCCCAGCAGCUAUGGAUCACAAGAAUAUGAUGCCCAAUGCCCUUGGCUUUGGCGGUGGCAUGGGCGGCAACAUGAACGGCGGGUUUGACCCCAUGGGCGGCAUCCCGCCUCAAAUGAUGUACCCGAUGGGAGGCAUGGGCCAGAUGCAGCCGCCCAUGCUUACACCUGGUGACCAAGCGCAGAUCCAGAUGACACAGCAGAUGCAACAAUUCAUGCAAAUGCAGAUGCAGUUUAUGCAGAUGCAGAUGAUGUCCAACCAGAACCCGGGCCAGGCCGUUGGCAAUAUGCCUCAACAACGCCCGCUGAGUCACAUGCCUCGUCAGUCGUUUUCCGGAUCUACAAUGGACAUCCAGCGCCAGUCAUUCCUUGACCCUCCUCGUGGCGAUGCGCAGAUGCGCACCAUGAGCAUGGUUCAGCCCAGUUCCGCGUCCUGGAUCCAGCCACCGCAGCCCGGCUACGCUCCUUCGAUUCGCCUCCAAGGUGGCUACACGCCCUCGAUUGCACCCUCAGAGCGAAGCAACGUCGGGCUUCCAGGCCGCUACCGGCCCGUCUCGCACAUGCCACCUGCAGAGAGAACUGAGCGGACGUCAACCAUGUCUGGCGCGCUGUCGAGCUUGCCCCAGCACCCGAUGAGAGACAACACCCCUUCACCGUUGGCGGGCAAGACGGGCGCCGACAAUGAUGACGACGAUGACGACGAACAAGGCUGGGAGGCUAUGAAGCAGAAGCGGGAGAAGAAGAAGGGUCUGUGGAGAAACAAGAAGAGCUUCGGUGCGGAGAUCUCGGCUCUAAUCAGCUAA
This is a messenger RNA of Microdochium trichocladiopsis, 2622 nucleotides long. RefSeq lists its product as uncharacterized. The transcript has 2 exons. The record is from RefSeq and is a predicted model, not a curated record. Lineage: Eukaryota; Fungi; Ascomycota; Sordariomycetes; Xylariales; Microdochiaceae. Bases 1 to 2622 code for a protein of 873 amino acids.